GUUAGACUUGGAACGUUUAUUUACACACUACACGUGCCUUUAACGACAAACCAUCCUAUUACAAAUCCAUUUCAGCUCCACUGUGUUAUGAAGGUAUCAGUUUCGCACAUUAUGUAACUUUGAUGUAUCGCGACACCGCGUGUCCGCUGUCGGCAAAACAUUGGUUCCCACUGCGCGUGCUCCAGCGAUACAUCCGGCCGGUCCCUAUCAAUCGAUCAGAGAGAGGAAGAUGGCGUUGGAUGGAGUGAGCGGGGUAUGAUCGAUCACCGAAAAACUCGAUUGGGUUCGUUUUUCCCAACUGAGCCAAACACUCCGUAAGACCGCUUGGACCAGCAGUUUCAAGCCCGAGUGAAGACGAGAUAACAAGGAGAGCUUGUCCUUCAGGACGAUGGAGUUCCCGUGGCACAGUGGGAAAGUUCUGGAGCAGCUUAACCGGCAGCGCAAGCAGGGCCUGCUGUGUGACUGCACCUUUGUCGUGGACGGUGUGGACUUCAAGGCCCACAAGGCUGUGCUGGCUGCAUGCAGCGUGUACUUCCGCACCCUCUUCCUGGACCAGAAGGAUGUGGUACAUCUGGACAUUAGCAAUGCAGCAGGCUUGGGUCAAGUCCUGGAUUUUAUGUACACUGCAAAGCUGAGUUUAAGUCUGCAGAAUGUAGAAGACGUGCUGUCGGUAGCUCACUUUUUACAGAUGCAAGAAAUCGUGAAUGCUUGUUCUGCGUACCAGUCGAUGUCAAAUCCAGCCCCGUCCGUCAUAACACUGGAUUUUGCUGUUGAUGAAAAAACAGGUGAAGGAGAGCAGAAAGAGGAAACUGACAGUCAGCUGUCAGAUUUGGCAUCACAAGCCGAGGAGUGCCCUCGUAGCAUUCCCACAGAGGAUAAAGAGGCCAUUCAAAGUCAGGACAUUUUAGAGGAAGAGCUUUCUGCCGAAACACAGAAGCCUGUUUCUCAGCCGAAACCCACUAGAACCCACACAGGCCGCGGACGACCACCAAAAACAUCCCCCCUUCUGACUCAAAAGAAGACGUCUGUCAAGAACGAGGAAGAAAGUGGUGCAUUAGACGGACCCGCCUUCCAGGACGACCCCGCUGAUGCCGACUACACACCGAAAUCACCAUUAAAAUCUGGCAGUUCGCCUUAUAUGAGCUCCCGCGGGAGGAGAAUCAGAAAACCACCUCGACGAAACUUCCCACCUGACAAUGACUCAGAGGAUGAAGGCCCAUCACAGGCAAAAACUGACAAUAAGGUGGCAGAGCCAGCAGGGGUGGCUGAAGGGCAGGAAGAACACUCUUUGGAGGCCGGCGAUGUGGAGGCUGAUGAUAAUGAUGAUAACGGGGAUGGAGAGGAGGAUGACGAGAUAAGUCAGCAAAUGGAAGGAGACAGCUCAAGCAGCGAGAGAGACGGAAGACAAGCUCAGUCAGCGUGCAUGAGCAGCCGAUCUGAAUCAAAGCCUUACAGCUCCGUGACACACAAAUGUGAGGACUGCGGGAAGAAAUUCACCCACACGGGCAAUUUCAAGAGGCACAUGCGUAUUCACACUGGAGAGAAGCCCUUCAGCUGCCGGGACUGCAACAAGGCUUUCUCUGACCCUGCAGCUUGUAAAGCCCAUGAGAAAACACACAGCCCCCUGAAGCCGUACUGCUGCUCUACUUGCGGAAAGAGCUACCGUCAGAUCAGUCUGCUCAACCUGCAUCGCAAACGUCACACAGGAGAAGCGCGGUACAGCUGUGAAGUUUGUGGCAAGCUUUUCACCACUUCGGGCAAUCUGAAGCGCCACCAGCUGGUGCACAGCGGCGAGAAGCCAUACCACUGCGACUACUGCGAGAAGGCUUUCUCUGACCCCACGGCCAAGAUGCGACAUCUGGAGACGCACGACACAGAGAAGGGCAACAAGUGUCCGCACUGCGACAAACGCUUCAACCAGGUUGGGAAUCUAAAAGCUCAUUUAAAAAUCCACAUCACAGACGGGCCUCUCAAGUGCAAAGAAUGUGGCAAGCAGUUUACCACUUCAGGGAAUCUGAAGAGGCACCUGCGGGUUCACAGCGGGGAGAAGCCGUACGUCUGCGGGCACUGCCAGAGAGCUUUCAGUGAUCCCGGAGCUCUGCAGCGGCAUGAGCGCAUCCAUACAGGAGAGAAGCCCUGUGUCUGUAUUAUCUGUGGUAAAGCUUUCACUCAGGCCAGCUCCCUCAUCGCUCAUGUCCGCCAGCACACGGGAGAGAAGCCCUACGUCUGCGAUCGCUGUGGUAAAAGGUUUGUGCAGUCUAGUCAACUGGCCAAUCACAUUCGCCAUCACGACAACGUCCGCCCGCACAAGUGUCAGAUGUGCAACAAGGCAUUUGUUAAUGUGGGAGACCUGUCGAAGCACAUCAUCAUUCACACAGGAGAGAAGCCUUUCCUGUGCGAUAAAUGUGGUCGGGGGUUCAAUCGCGUGGACAAUCUGCGCUCUCACGUCAAGACUGUGCACCAAGGCAAGGCUGGCAUGAAGCGGCUGGUGGUGUCAGAGGGAAGCGCAGACGAGGGGGCUGAUGGAGGAGCGGGGGCAUGCACCUCUGACGGCGAGAUCAACAUCGUCACCGUCACCACGGAGGACAUCGUCACACUGGCGACAGAGGCCCUGGCGGCCAGUGCUGUAGCUCAGCUGACAGUAGUUCCAGUGGCUGCUUCGGUUUCUGCAGAUGAGACUGAAGCUCUGAAAGCUGAAAUAACCAAGGCCGUGGAGAAAGUGCAAGAAGCAGAUCCCAACACGCAGAUUUUGUAUGCUUGUGAUUCGUGCGGUGAUAAAUUCUUGGAUGCCAGCUCCUUAGCUCAGCACGUACGCAUCCACACAGCUCAAGCCCUGGUCAUGUUUCAGGCAGAUUCCGACUUCUACCAGUACACCGCAGCCACCACUGCCGAGGGGGAUUCCACUGCAACAUGGCAACCCACACCCGAACAGGUCAUCCACGAAGGAGAGCUAAUCUUCCGUGCUCAGGAUGGAGAGGGAGAAACAGAGGACGGGAUGAUUGGAGAGGCGCAAGAACAAGAAGAAUCAGAACAGGCAGUUCAGGAGAAGGUGGAGGAUGGACAGGUGGAGACCACCACUGAGAUCAAAACAUAUGAAAAAGAUGUAGAGGAGGACAAGGAGCAGGAGAUGGAGUGUGAGAGUCAGUCGUAGUGGGGCAGAUUUGUUAAAGUGUGUGUCAUUUUGCUUGUAAAUGAAAUGAGAUUUAUACAGUAUAAGGAAAAGUAAGAAAUGAAGUGUUUAUGAGUUUUGUUAAAUAUGAACUGGAUUCAUAACAGACACUGUUCCUGAAAAAAAUUCUUUCCAGAUUUGUGAUCAAUAGUCAUGUCCUGUUUUCAGCAAACAAGGUGAGAUCUAGUAGUUUUUGUAAACGUUGAGAGGUGGUUAUGCUACUUUGUGUAGUUUAUUUUUAGACUUCAGUGUAGGACUGUGCUUUGUCCAUUAUGUAAAACAUUUAAAGUCUGUCUUAUCCAGUAUAACUUAAAGAAAAGAAUUCUAUGUGAUAUUUUUCCCAUUUUUAUGAUGAAAUAAUAAUAUAAUCAUUUUCUUUAAACAUCCAAAAUAUUUUUCUUGUACUUAAAGUAUUUUCAUGCAGAGAAUGUUAUUCAAAGGCUAUCUACAUGAACAUAUAUGAGUACUAAACUGAAGUAAAGGACAGUUGAUGCCUUUUUUACAGAAGCAAGGUGUUGUAAAUCUUGUGUUUGGAUAAUAUUUGUAUAUUUGUCCUGUGACCUCUGAAAAAUUUAGAAUUGUGUACAGUGAUGACAAACUGACAAAUGUCACAAGAGAUUUUUCUGUCACUAUUGAUUUUUGUGUCAUUAAUUUAUCUGCAGAAUGCUCGGAUAAAACCCCUAAUACUGCUUAUACUGGAAGAUGCCAUCAACUCAAUAAAGAAUUGCCACUG
Oreochromis aureus is the source of this 3902-nucleotide messenger RNA. RefSeq names its product zinc finger and BTB domain containing 17 (gene zbtb17). The transcript is spliced from 15 exons. The record is from RefSeq and is a predicted model, not a curated record. Gene Ontology annotation, biological process: regulation of transcription by RNA polymerase II. The coding region runs from base 389 to 3151 and encodes 920 amino acids. Gene Ontology annotation, molecular function: RNA polymerase II cis-regulatory region sequence-specific DNA binding; DNA-binding transcription factor activity, RNA polymerase II-specific; protein binding. Lineage: Eukaryota; Metazoa; Chordata; Actinopteri; Cichliformes; Cichlidae.